Messenger RNA from Phymastichus coffea, 952 nucleotides. Its product is annotated as alpha-crystallin A chain-like. The record is from RefSeq and is a predicted model, not a curated record. NCBI's taxonomy places the organism in Eukaryota, Metazoa, Arthropoda, Insecta, Hymenoptera, Eulophidae. Gene Ontology annotation, biological process: response to heat; protein refolding. Gene Ontology annotation, molecular function: protein folding chaperone. The transcript has 2 exons. Bases 99 to 716 code for a protein of 205 amino acids.
CAGUCACAGCGAGAGAAUUGCACUUGAACGACAGUGUUUUGAAGCGAAUUACGUGAAUUUUCAUACAAUUUCGCAAAGUUUUAUUUCAUUCAUCGAAAAUGUCAAGAAGAAUGGGAAUUAUUCCGAAACUGGUCUCACAAAUGUGGGAACAAAUGGAGCGACCACAUCGGCUUUUUGAUCAACGUUUUGGGAUGGCCAUGCAGCCGCAGUCUCUUUUUGGCCCAUCACUCUUUGAUGGUUUUUAUAACAGGAGAUCGCCCUACUACCGGCCUUGGGCUGAGUUCAUGAGAGAAGUGCAGGAUAUGGAAAAGGAGUGGGAAAAGGGCUUCUCCGUAAUCAAAGACGAUAAAGAUAAGUUUCACGUAGCUCUUGACGUGCAACAGUUCAAACCAGAGGAAAUCAAUGUAAAAGUAAUUGACAACUUCAUUGUGGUUGAAGGUAAACAUGAAGAAAAACAAGAUGACCAUGGUAUAAUCUCAAGGCAUUUCGUAAGAAAGUAUAUGGUUCCUGAACAGUGUGAUCCUGACAAAGCAGAAAGUAUGUUAUCGCCAGAUGGAAUACUUACUAUUACUGCUCCUCGAAAGCCAGAGGCUAUUGAGCAUAAGCGAGAAAGAGUCUUGAAAAUUGAAAAAUUAAGCAAGCCUGCAUUGGAAAACCAAAAACAAGAUGACAAACAAGAACAAAUAGAAAACCAAAAAGUUGCCCAGAGUCAAUAAAUUGUCAUCCUAUUCUUUUCUUUUUCUUUUAUUUAUUAUUAUUAUUAUUUAUCCAAGAUGAGUCAUAAAAUGUUGUCACUUGUUUUGUUACACUAAACAGACUUUAGAAAACUCUGUACCUCAUUAUAAUUACUUUUCAUUGUCAUUAUUAUUGUGAUAUUUAUUGAUGAGAGUGUAUGAUUCAAUUAACGUAGCAUAUAAAAUAUUAAUAUAUAAUGUAGUAUUAGCGAUGUGUU